AUAGCAGCCAUCUUGUGUGUCAGUGCCUUUCGCUGGUGUCCUGCAGGUCUCCCUUUAGAAACCACGUGGUGGCCAGGUCUGCCCUCUUCUGCGAGGAUCUAGGGGAGGGUCAGUUUCAGAUAGAAGGAUCCUAAUAGCCAAACUGGUUUUGCAGAAACGUUUUGUGAUAAGUGCAGCAAGAUAAUGUAAGCUACAACACAUACUACUUCAUCCCAGCUAGCUGAAAUUUGCUGCACAACACGUAGGGCCCCGGUGAGAAGGUGUGGAAGACACGAUGUGUGCAGCAUCUAUGAGACCAGGAAAUUUAGUGUGCUUUUGGCAAAGAGAAUGUACUCAAAACAGUUCAUGCUUUUUCCCUGAAUCUUGUUAAGCCUUUAGAAAGUCAAAAUUGCCCGUAUUGGCCACUGCAGGUUCUCAGGGAAUGGCGCCAUGAUUUAAAGCGGGUGGGAGGAAAGAGAAAGGUGAGGUCAGGAAAGCCAAUUUGACCGCCAGAGUCAUGGCGGCCCUCUCCCCUGCGGACCAGCAGGGGGCGCGCCGGGCCGCUUGCGACUGCUCUCUGGGCGCAUGACUUCCGUCCAGCCUUUUCACUUUACGGCUCGUCGCCUGCGGCGGCAGCGGUUACCAAGGGGACGGGCUUUGGUGGCAACCGUAACUAGGGAGUCCGUAGAAGAGAAAGCGGCAGUAGUUAGAAACGGGAGGCGGCCGAGGGGUCCAGGCGGCGGGACGACCCUGACCUUUAAGAACCUGGGUGGGCACGCUCUGAACCAGAGGUGGUGUUACACAUUUCAUCGAUAGGUUAGCGCACCAAAGAAUCAACGUGGGAAACAGAGGGCCCUGCUGAUUUUAUGGUCAAAUUUCUCUAGAGGAAACUCAACAAAGAAGAAUGUCAGAUGCAGAAGAAAGCCCACGAGAAGAAACAGAAAACGAUGGAGAAGCAGAAAUGGAAGAAGAAGAAAAUCCAAAUUAUUCUGAAGAGGUAGAAAAUAUGCAACAGGAAUCAAAAGACGAUGACACAGUGGCAGGGAGAGACUCUCAGGGGGAGUCAGAGGAGGCGGGGAAGACAGAGGAGGAGGAGGAGGAGGAGGCUGUCAGAGAAGGAACAGAGGAAAAGGCUGGAGCAGCACAGGAGGAGGUGUCUGCAGGAGGGCAAGAAGAAACCACAGUGAAACUCCAAGAAAUCGCCAAACCCGUGAUCAGUUUGGAGAAGCUUUUACCGACUGAGUCCCAGUCAGCCAUGUCAGAAACUUUCCCAAAAACCCAUGGUGGUGGCGAAUCAAAGCAUUCAUUACCUUCAGAGCAGCCCAUAAGCCCCAGCUCACAAUUAGAGUUUCUUGACUUGGCUCUACCCAGUUCUGAGGAACAGCAGAUGAGUUCCCCCGAAUGGCAGUCCUCAGAUGAGCUUGGGGAGAAUGCCGACCAGUUGCCCCAAGAUGAACUGGGACAAGAAAGCAGAGACUUGGCACCAGAAAAGGGGGAAAGGAGGCAAGGAAAAAGAGUAUCCUACUUAAUCGAGGAAAAAGAAGUCCAGCCCGCAGCUGGCAUCUCAAAGGACUCACUGGUGUCUACCACCGCUGAGGACAUUUUGUUUCAAAAGGAUGACAGUGACAGCGUGUACCCCUUGACCAUGACUUGGUCAUUUGGAUGGAACAGUUCUCUUCCUGUUUUCUACGUUCGAGACGCAACCCAGAGAGUUCUUCUGUACGCCAGUGCCCAUACUGCGGUCAUCUACAACGUUUCCAAGAAUAAUCAGCGCCACCUUCAGGGCCAUCCUAACGUCAUCUCCUGUUUCUGCAUCAGCGAAGACAGGCGGUGGAUCGCCACGGCUGACAAAGGGCCCAACUGCCUGAUAAUUAUAUGGGACUCCUUCACAAGUAUUCCUGUACACACGCUAUUUGACAGCUGUCCGGAAGGGAACGGCAUCAGGGCCAUGGCCAUCUCGCAGGAUGCCAAGUAUCUGGCAACCAUCUCCGACGCUGAAAUCCAGAAAGUGUGCAUCUGGAGGUGGACCUUGGCAGUGGAAACACCGGCGUGUACUCUGGACCUUCCCAAAGAGUAUGGUUUUCAGAACUGCCUUACUUUUAAUCCAACAAAUAAUAAAGAAUUGGUGAGCAAUAGUAAAACACAGGCAAUAUAUUAUUUGUGGCAUGAAGAGGGAGAUAUCCUCAUUCACAGUGCCCCACUUUUAACAGAAAAAACGUUCAACAAGCACGUGGGAAAGUUUAGCCAGUCCAUCUUCCAUUUGAAUUUAACCCAAAUUCUCUCCGCAACGAUGGAAGGGAAGCUGGUCGUCUGGGACAUCGACCGCCCGCCACCACUCGUAGACGGCCCACCAGCCAUCGCUCCCACCUCUUCGGGCCUUCCCUGCAUCAAACCCUGUAAACUGGUUCAUUUGCAGAAAGAGAGCAUCACUGUGCUUACUACAGUUGAUAGCUGUAUUGUCACAGGUGAUGCUAAGGGUCACAUUAAGUUCUAUGAUCACACCCUGUCCAUUGUCCACUGGUACAGCCACUUCGAACUCAGCUCCAUCAAAUCUCUGUCCUUUUCAAAGACCCCAGCCACCCCUCCAACUGAAAAAUCAAACUACCCUCCAGACUGCACUUUAAAAGGUGACCCUUUCGUGAUAAGGAAUUUUAUCAUUGGAACAUCUGAUGCAACAGUGUACCACUUAACGGCCGAUGGGACCAAACUUGAGAAGUUACUUGUAGAGCCCCAGGAUGCUAUAUGUGCCAUCUCCUGCCACCCGUAUCAACCCCUCAUUGCCAUUGGGAGUUUCUGUGGGAUGAUCAAAGUGUGGGAUUACGAAAGGAAAAAAUACCUUUUCAGCAGGAUCUUUGAGAAGGGGUUUGGCGUGCAGAGUCUGACCUACAACCCGGAAGGAGCCCUUCUUGGAGCCGGCUUCACAGAGGGGACAGUUUACAUUCUUGAUGCAAUGUCCUUAGAAAACGAAACCCCAGAGCCUUUCAAAUAUUCCAGAUCCAACGUCACUCAUAUAAGCUUCUCCCACGACUCGCAGUAUAUGGCAACCGCUGAUGUGAAUUUUACUGUGGCCGUUUACAGGGUCAGGGUCAAAAGUGGACAAAGGGUCUGGGAAUAUUUGGCAAGACUCCGUUCUCAUCGCAAAAGCAUUCGAAGCCUCCUGUUUGGGGUUCAUCUGGAGAGCAGUGAGCCCAGGCUGCUGAGCCUCGGAAGAGACAGACUCUUGAUUGAGUAUAAUCUUCUCAGAAGCAACAGAGACCACCUGGAAGUCCUGGACAUUCACCGGACCGACCAGGACAGCCACCCCACCUGUAUGAUUUGGUACCCCCCGCUUGUCAAGGAACGCUUCCUGCUCAUUUCCAACAGCGGCUACAAAGUGAAACUUUUCAAUUCGACCACAAAAAUGUGCAGAAAGACUCUUCUGGGGCCGGUCUAUGGUUCCCCCAUUGAGCAGAUACAAAUCCUCCCAGUGAAAACGACCAUUGAGCUGCAGAAACGCUACCUGGUGUUUAUUAAUACAGACAAGGUUGGACUUCAGAUCUUACCAAUUGAUGGCAAUCCCCAUAAGACAUCUGCUAUUAUAUGCCACCCAAACGGGGUGGCUGGACUGGCCCUUUCCUAUGACGGCCGCUAUGCCUUCACAGCAGGAGGACUGGACCGAUCGGUGUUACAGUGGGAAAUCAACUUAAGCGCCCUGGAGGCAGCGGUUUCUCUCGGGGGCGAAGACUUGACCCCAUUCUAUGGUCUGGUGUCUGGUGGCAGGGAAGGAAAAUUCUACAGGGAGCUGGAAGACUAUUUUUACUAUUCUCAGCUCCGUAGUCAAGGAAUCGACACAAUGGAGACCAGAAAAGUGUCAGAACACAUUUGCCUGUCGGAACUCCCUUUUGUCAUGAGAGCAAUUGGCUUUUACCCAUCGGAGGAGAAGAUUGAAGAUAUGUUCAACGAAAUCAGAUUUAGUGAGUACGUGGACACUGGAGAGAUAAUUGACAAAAUCAACUUACCAGAUUUCCUCAAAAUUUACCUUAACCACCGGCCACCUUUUGGGAAUACCAUGCAUAACAUCCAGAAGAGCUUCGACAUCCUUGGCUAUACCAAUUCAAAAGGGAAGAAAGCUAUUCAAAGAGAAGAUUUCCUGAAACUGCUUCUAACCAAAGGUGAGCACAUGACUGAGGAGGAGAUGUCUGACUGCUUUGCUUCGCUGCUGGGACUAAAUCCCGAGGGCUGGAAAUCCGAGCCUGCAGCCUCCUCUGUCAAAGGCUCAGAAGUGUGCUAUGAAGAAGAACUUCCAGACGAAAUCACUGCAGAAAUAUUCGCGACGGAAAUUCUUGGCUUAACCAUCUCACCCCACGUCAGACAAGAUCCUACGAGCACUCGCAUCCCGGGGUUGUCGCCUGCAACUCCGCGAAGUCAAGAGCCCCGCAGGAAAACUUGCAUUACUGCACCCGCUGCCGUAAACCCGGAGCGACGGACCGGCCGCCGGACUGGCUCCCAAGGAACGCGCUCCCUCCGCGGCCGGCCCGCCCUCCCCGGGGGACCCCGCGGCACCUGCGGCCUCCGGGUGAGUGUCCGUGCGCUCGCCCGCCCGCCCGCUGCCCCCUCCGCGUGCCGGGUCCCGGUCGCCGGGCGUCCCUCGGCGCGUCCCCGGGGCGGGUGGGAGGCUCGCGGCGCAGCCAGGCGGCGCCCGGAGGCCGCACUGCUGGCGGCUGCGGCGGCGCUGCUCCCCCUGCUCCGUGCAGCUGCCGCCCGGCGCUUGCGCACUGGGCCCGGGCGCGCGGCGGCCCCGGCUUUGUGUGUGUGUGUGUGUGUGUGAGUGUGUGUGUGAGAGUGUGUAUGUGUGUGUAUGUGUGUGUGUAUG
Messenger RNA from Hipposideros armiger (great roundleaf bat), 4831 nucleotides. It is a transcript of the gene CFAP251, whose product is annotated as cilia and flagella associated protein 251. The record is from RefSeq and is a predicted model, not a curated record. Bases 884 to 4786 code for a protein of 1300 amino acids. NCBI's taxonomy places the organism in Eukaryota, Metazoa, Chordata, Mammalia, Chiroptera, Hipposideridae. Gene Ontology annotation, cellular component: sperm flagellum. Gene Ontology annotation, molecular function: protein binding. The transcript has 23 exons.